GCUCCUGUGGUAUUAAUUAUUUAAUGUCCUUUGAUGUGAAUAAGCAUUUUCAAAGCCUGAUAUUUUCCUUUUGAUUUAACACGUUUUUUUAUGUCACUGCCCUCAUGUUUACCCAACUAUGAGUACAAUAUACACAGUCAUUAGAUGCGGUUUUAAAGUGUGUGUAACAUUCAUUAAUAAUUCACUUGACAAUAAGCCUUCACAUUCUACACUGUGUUACAAGUCCAGCCCCCUUUUAGUCCGAGAAUGAAACUGAUUCCAUGACAGUGGCAGCUCUUGAACCGCCCGCCUGUGACAAGGUUUGCACUGCUGUGUCUGGAGUCUCAGGUUUCACCACUAAUCCUGUAUCCUGUAGUUGUUUUUCCCUCCACAUAGCUGAGUCAGCAUGGAUGGACAUACCGUGCAACUUUUGACAUGAAGCAAAAGAAUCUUCACUGUCGCACUGGAGCACCAAACGAUUAAGUGUUUGAAGAAUGGACAGCAGCCACCAGGAGGAAGUAACAUGCAACCAGGAACCAGAGUUCACCGGACCUGCGUCGUCCAAAGAGAAGAAGAUCAUCUACUUCUCCAGCGGUGAAACCAUGGAGGAGGACAGUGAGGAAGAAGAGGAGGAGUCCUUAAGCACGGCCCCUUUCAGGGAAACCGCAGAGAAGACUAGGAUCUCAUUCAGAAAGCUGGCCUUUCUCGUUGGGAGGAUUUCACUGCUGACUUGUGAUUUCCUUGGAGAGAGACUUGCUGGUGCACUUGGACUGAAUGCUGCCAAAUACCAGUACGCUGUAGAUCAAUAUCAGCGUGAUCACAAGAAACCAAGCAGCAAAACCCCAGGUGGCAUCAUGGAGGGACGUGGAGAGAUGAUCCACCUCUCUGCUCGACAGGAUCGGAGUCAUUAUGGAGCUACAGGCGAAGCAAGAUGCUCAGACGAUAACCACACAAACAGAAAAGAUGGAUACCACAACGGAAGCUAUCAAGCAGACGAGGAUUGUUUGAAAUAAAACAAGGAGAAUGAAGCAAA
Solea senegalensis (Senegalese sole) is the source of this 1012-nucleotide messenger RNA. RefSeq names its product protein FAM177A1. The transcript has 5 exons. The record is from RefSeq and is a predicted model, not a curated record. Bases 474 to 992 code for a protein of 172 amino acids. NCBI's taxonomy places the organism in Eukaryota, Metazoa, Chordata, Actinopteri, Pleuronectiformes, Soleidae.